GGGCUGAGAGAGUGAGGGGGAGACUCACUUCACUUCAGGUAGAGCCCCUCCAGGUCCUCCUCCAACAGAGACUGAGGACAGAGGGGAACAACAGGGGGGCUGGGACUGGACCCAGAACCCCUUCACGACCCAGCGAGACGCCCCACGCCACAAGACCCAGGGACUUUCCCCUCAGCGACGAUGUGAUGGUGUGAGCCAAUCAGAAUAGCGAUGGGCAGACGGGCAGCUGAUCUGACCACUCCCGUGCCAGUACUCGGAGUCCCCGCCCUGGUGGGGGUGCGUGGUUGGAGGACGGCAGGAGGGGAGAGGGCGGGGCCACCGCUGUCGCUCACGUGGGGUCCCCAGUGUAGCAUCGGAGUCCAGACAACCCCAGCAACACGACAUAGGCUGACGGACACUCUCUCCCUCCAAUCAGACGGCAGGAUCACUCUGACGUCCAAUGGUUACCCUCCAGACGCUAAGGAGGAGGAGCCAACCGGACAGAUCGGGGGGAGCCGAGGGAGAGGUGGAAUUUCGAAACAGAGGAGCUUAGAGUGCAAGACCAAAAAAGGAGUUACUUUUGAAGGGCUCGACGGCCCGGACGGUGGGAUGUACAGUCUGAGAUCCAGCGGGACUUGCUGUUACGCCCGAGCAAUCAAGACCAACCCACACCUUUCAGGGGGCGGGGUGACCGCCGCCGCCAAAGGGAGGCGGGACCUUCGCUACACCAAUGGCAGCGUGGUGGACUCCCAGGCCAUUGGUGGGAUUUGUACCGACGACAGUGACGAGGGGAUUUUGGCCUCCUCGAAGGCACAACGCUGGGAACCCCCGACUUCCAGCCGGCCCUCCACCCUUCAGAUCGGCCCACGCAUCUGCAGCCACUGUGGGGGGAGGCAGAGCCUGGGCUUGGGGGGGCCUCGGGCCCCCUGGGCGCGAAGAAGAAGCUCUCGACAGGGUGCCCUGAGGGAGGUGCAGCCGGGAGCAGAGAGCCCCCCCUCGCUCCAGAGCCCCCCUGGCCUCCCCCCUCCACAAACCUCCACGGAGAGGGAGGGGGCUGAGUCUGAGAGAGAGCCCAAACCGAGCUUCACCCCCCUGGACUUCUCCACCAAGCAGAGCCAGGGGACGACCCCCUUCCUCCACGCUGACAGGAACCCCAGCAUCCACAUCGAGCCCCCGCCCUCGCAUCAUCCAGGCGGACCACCUAAACAGACCGACACCCCCCAUCCCCACCCCCACUCUGCGGCCCCCCCAGCAGAGAACCCCUGGCCCCCGCCCUCCCCUCGGGGCCCCCCUCGCCCACCCACCCCACCACCGUCAUACACACCAGAACCAUCACGGUCACCAAGGCAACCAUAGAAACAAGGAGAGGGGAAAACGGUCAGCGUAACUCCUGUGUGACCCAGGUGUUCUGGAGCAAACCUCCCAGACCCACAACCCUGGAACUGCCAUCCCAGGUAUCCAUAGCGACGCAACCAAACGCUGCACGCGCGGAUCACGAGGUGAAGGUCGUGUCUCAGAUAACUUUACCUCCGAAAACGUCCUUCACAGGACACAAGGCUGAACCAUCUCGACCUGCGAGCACGCACAACACACCUUACCUCCACAAAACACACACACACGAAACACCCCUCUCUGUCCUGGAAACACACACACACAACACACACUUCUGCCCCCUAAACCUGUACACACACAGUACACAACUACACUGGCUAAAUCUGUAUGCGCACCACACACAACCACUUUAGCUAAAUCAGAACACGUAGCAUACACUUUUUCAAAAUCUGUACACACACCAUUCACAACUACAUUACUAGCUAACCUUGCACAAACACCCUACACAACUGCUCUAGCUAAACCAACACACACAACUGCACUGGCUAGAGUUGCACACAUACCACACACAAUUGCACUACCUAAACCUGCACGCUCACCAUUCACAAGUACUGAGCUGGCCAACAAAUCACAUCCAUCUCUUCACUGUGACCUGGACGAUACAUCUACACACACAAGCGUUACUAACACACCCCACACACACACUCCUGUCAGUCUGUAUUCAGCAUCACAACCAGCCACCACAAACCCAGCAAAGACACUACGAGCGACUCAACGCGUCGAUGUGUCACACACGACUGCGCCCAGUACGCUGAAAGACAUAACCUCUUUUUCUAACUCAUCAAGCAAACCUUACACAACAGCAUCCCCCGAACCUGCAGUCUCCACGCCAACAACAGCAUCCCCCGAACCUGCAGUCUCCACGCCAACAACAGCAUCCCCCGAACCUGCAGUCUCCACGCCAACAACAGCAUCCCCCGAACCUGCAGUCUCCACGCCAACAACAGCAUCUCCCAAACCUGCAGUCUCCACCCAACAACAGCAUCUCCCAAACCUGCCCUCUCAAUACCCACGACGUCACUCCCGAAAGCUGUGAAUCCACCUCUGAAAAUUGCAACCCUCGACUCAGCAGAUCCGGUAAAACUCACAUACCUCCGAAAACCACCUCUCCCUAAAUUCGCAUCAUCAAACGGAAUACAGACAAAGAAUCCUCGUGAUAAUAAACUGGAUUUAUACAGAAUCAUCCCUUGCCCACAGACACCCUCAACCACAUCACCAACCUACUGCAACCCUGUGAUCAGGACACAGGUGCAAUGUGACAGAGUCUGCAACCGUUGGAACGCGUCACACACUCACGAUGACCAGGACAAAAACCACGCAAACACCAAAACUCAUCACGCAUCGACUCCGUACAAACCACCGCCAACCCAACGACCCACACAACCCCCACAACCGGCUCGUCACUGAACCUAUCCUGCACUUGAACGCAUAUCCGAAACAGCUGACAGUUCCUGUCAGGCAGCGUGACGCCAUCACUGAAACAGACGGGCAGAACGAACCGCAUCACGGCUACUCGAUUCAUUACCAGGUCACCGACUACCCGAAAUACACCACCCAGAAAAGCCCUCCCGAUUCAGAGCAGUGUGGUCUCACAGCUGCACGGAGCCAGAGAGAGGGUGGCACACACCCGCGACCCAAAACGGCGCACGUGACCCAUCCAGAUCUAGAGUGCAUGGCCAGGAGCGUGUCAUCCAUGCGUGCUAACACCCUGGCUCGCCCCUGCCCAGACACACAGGCGCACGGGGACACCAGCGAGCCGGCACCUUCGGCGCCGGCGCGGAGCCUCGCUGCCCCCACCGCGUCGCGGCCUAACACGACCGAGCGC
Osmerus eperlanus (European smelt) is the source of this 3196-nucleotide messenger RNA. Its product is annotated as WAS/WASL-interacting protein family member 2-like. The coding region runs from base 211 to 1335 and encodes 374 amino acids. The record is from RefSeq and is a predicted model, not a curated record. The transcript has 2 exons. NCBI's taxonomy places the organism in Eukaryota, Metazoa, Chordata, Actinopteri, Osmeriformes, Osmeridae.